Molecule: messenger RNA, 3192 nt
Organism: Dreissena polymorpha
Lineage: Eukaryota; Metazoa; Mollusca; Bivalvia; Myida; Dreissenidae
Product: lys-63-specific deubiquitinase BRCC36-like
Exons: 3
Coding region: 127-924 (265 amino acids)
Biological process (GO): double-strand break repair
Cellular component (GO): BRCA1-A complex; BRISC complex
Molecular function (GO): cysteine-type deubiquitinase activity; polyubiquitin modification-dependent protein binding; metallopeptidase activity
Source: RefSeq, a predicted model, not a curated record
UGUUAACAGUACGUGUUAGUUUGCACGUCAUUAAGUACGAUGGAUUGUAGCCUGAGUAUGCAAGCGUCUAUUGAUGUGAUGUUUUAACAACAACAACGCCCGAAACAAUAACAACAAAAGUAGGAAAUGGCUGUGAAAAGUGUUCAUUUAGAUUCUGAUGCGUAUAUGGUGUGUUUAACGCACGCAUUUUCAACAGAAAGAGAGGAGAUCAUGGGACUUCUCAUUGGAGAAAUAGACGAAGAAUUUGUCUCCAGAAUUUCUGCCGUCAUUAUGUUAAGAAGGUCUGAUAAGCAGUCAGACCGGGUGGAAAUUUCACCAGAACAACUUUCAGAUGCAUCAACUGAGGCAGAAAGACUUGCUGACCUUCUGAAAAGACCAAUGCGCGUGCUAGGAUGGUAUCAUUCUCAUCCUCACAUAACCGUCUGGCCUUCACAUGUAGAUGUUAGGACGCAGGGAAUGUAUCAAAUGAUGGACCCUGGUUUUGUGGGUUUAAUAUUCUCAGUGUUUAACGAAGACAAAACCACAAAAUUCGAUAGAGUAGAGGUGACAUGUUUCCAGUCUGCCAAGGUGGGGACAGACUAUACCAGAGUUGAAGUUCCUCUGCACAUCAUACCCUGCCAACACAUCAGUGAAGCCUGUGUUCAGUCACUUGUUCAGUUACCCAGAAUCCUUGGUAUGGAGGAAGAGGAAGCUUAUGUAAAAACAACACAGAACAAAGACAUGGAUCUCAUAACGAGGCUGCACAAUGCAUCGGUGUAUACAAAGUCCGUGUGCCACGUCAUAGACCUUUUGAGCGGUCCAGUUCUGCAAGUUUUGGAGAACAGACUCAAGCUUAACCAAGAACGCAUCAAGGCCUUGCAACAAGAAAAGAAACAGCUUCUUGAAUCCCUUAAACAAGAUGAAGAUCUAAUGGAUUUGGGAUAAUUCGUGGAAAAAAAUGAUUUUAUCCUGUAAAAGUAGUACAUUGUGUUCAAUAUUUUAGACACUGUUUUUUUGUGACAUUAUGUCAAUGAGCUUAAUUCUGGGAAAAUGUGGUGAAAUCUAUGUGCGUAAAGUUUCUUAGUAGAUUAGCUUGUGCAGACAGCACAGGCUAUCCAGUGAAGACACAUACUUUCCAUCUUUUAUGGUGUUUUUAUGCCCCAGUUAGGGUGGCAUAUUGUAGUCAGAUUGUCUGCCGUUUGUUUGUCAGGUAUUCAGUUUUCCGGAGUUUUUUUUUACGCACUGCUUUCAAUUAUUCAGCUGUUUUUUGGUAUGUGAGUCUACCUACAUGACCUACAGAUGAUGUUUGAGUUCGUUCUGUUCAAUGGAUUUUUGGCAAAGUUAUGGGCCUUGGACAUCGACAUAUUCUUUAUAAUAACUGAUUAUGCCGAUGGUGGUUUAAAAAUGUUAGACAUUGACCUAUUCUUAACAUCCCUCAAAGCCAGUUGGGUGAAAAGAUUUAUAUUUCAACCCGACUCAAAACUGAUUAGAAUAUAUACCAAUAUGCUAAACAACUAUGGAGGAAUGUUAAUUUUCAAAUCAAAUUACCAUGAAAAAGAUGUUAGAGACCUAAACAUCAAAUCCGAAUUCUUAAAAAACAUCCUCUGUGGAUGGCUCAGUGUCUCCUUAGAAAAAAAUGAAAUCCCAAUACAAAAGCAAAUUAUCUGGAAUAAUACAUUUAUAAAAAACGAAAAUAAAACUUUUUUUAUUAAAACAUGGUUCGAAAGAGGUAUUCAAUAUAUUGAACAUAUAUAUGAUUUUAGAAAAAGAGAAUUUUACAGUUUCCAAGAUAUAGUAAUUCUUUAUGAAAUAGAUAAAGCAGAUUUUAUAAAAUACCAUCAAAUUGUCAAAAGCAUACUCGUCGAUUGGAAAAAUAAACUAAAAAUAAACGAUAUCAUUUAUACCACCCCGGAAUACAUGCUUAACAAAAUAACAGAACAUACAAAAGCUUGCAAACUAGUUUAUAAAUCUCUUUUACUAAAACACAAACCUGAAAAGUUCAAACAAUUUGACAAAUGGAAAGACACGCUUAAUAAUCCAGAAAUUAAUCAAAGAACUAUCUUCAGUCAAUCAGUUAAAUUAACUAUUGACACCAAACUUAGAAAUUUCCAAUAUAAAUAUCUCAUGCACAUUUUACCAAACAACACUUACCUACAUAAAUGCAAUCUUGUUCCGUCAACCUUAUGCGAUUUUUGUAAUAUGUACUCAGAAACGAAUAUUCAUGUAUUCUGGGAUUGUCAUCUCAUUCAAAAAUUUUGGAUGGAUAUCAAAAACUUUAUUGACAACAAAUCAAACAGGUUAGAAAACAUUGAACUAAAUUUUGCAAAAAUAUCAUUCUGUAAUUUCACCAUAGCCGACUCCAAAAAUGCACACGUUAUAAACUCCGUAAUAUUAUUGGCUAAAUACUUUAUCUUUAAAUGCAAACAGGAAAAAGCAACACCGCAAAUAGAUGCUUUUGUAUCUUUUUUUAAUAAUCGAAUUAAACUCGAGGAAUUAAUAGCGACAACACAAAAUAAAUUACAUAUAUUUUAUACUCACUGGACAUUUGUAACAUAGGUACACCUACCCAAAAGCAACAUACACUUUCCUUUUUUUUAAUUUUUAGUUGUUUUUUUUUUUCUAUCCAUAUAUUUAUGUAACUUUGUGAUUCUAUUCCAUGUUGGUGAAACUUAAAACAUAUUCAUUCACACCAACCAUAGUCUUCACUGAUGCUUUGUAUUAUAAUUAUAUCGAGAAAAAUGUGAAACAAAUAUAUUAAAAACUAUGUAUUUCAUACAGUAUAUGUUCUGCAAUUAUGUAAUAAAAAUAUUACGAUGGAAAUAAAAAAUGGAAUAACAAAAAAAUAACUGUUUUCCAGAAGCUUUUUUUACAAAUUUCUCACAGAUAUUUAGCUGAUUUUUGGUAUGCGAGUCUACAUACAUGAUUUACAAAUGAAUUGUGAGUUUCGUUUCGAUCCAUUGAUUUUUGGCAAAGCUAUGGGCUUAACAAUGUUUUCUAAAAUAGCUGCUGUGUGGCUUCAAAGUGCAGUAGCCAGUAAAGGGGGCAUUAUGUUUCACAAUCACAGGUCUUAUAGUUACCAGUUAAAUUGAUCAUCACUAAUUUGAUAAGUUUUCUUAGUGGAUUUAUUUUGGUAUUAACAAAUAAUUCUUCAAUAAAUUAAAUAUUUGUAUGGGUCAAAUGCUUUGUUCCAUUAUACAAUAAAUUGCAACUGGU